Molecule: messenger RNA, 817 nt
Organism: Nilaparvata lugens (brown planthopper)
Lineage: Eukaryota; Metazoa; Arthropoda; Insecta; Hemiptera; Delphacidae
Product: membrane-associated guanylate kinase, WW and PDZ domain-containing protein 2-like
Exons: 3
Biological process (GO): signal transduction
Cellular component (GO): cytoplasm
Molecular function (GO): protein binding
Source: RefSeq, a predicted model, not a curated record
AGGCUCUGUGAUGUGAAUGGAUGAACGUUAGAUGGGAGAUUUCCAUUGCUGUAAUGAAGAAAUACUUGAAAGUGUAUAUACUAUGUCAUAAUAAUAAUGCAGAACUCUGGCCAGAAGAGGCCAAGUACGGACUCCAAGUCGGAAGCACGUUCGAUUGGCAGUGUGUGUGAAGUGACUCUUGCCCCGCUACCAGAUACUGGCUUGAACUUUAAUGUAGAUGGCGGUUCUGACAACGGUCAGUUCGCGUAUGUGACCAAUGUGAAUGAAGCCAAAGUAGAAUAUCUGUGUGGGAAACUGAAUGAGGGUGACAUUUUACUCAACAUCCAAGGACAAAAUGUGGCUGGAUACACUAGAAAAGAUACGGUUGCUUGGCUUAACCAUUGCUGCAGAAGUGGCAAUCCAGUUAGUUUGAAAACAGCGCCAGCCGGUUUUCUCACUAGGGAUUUGUGCCAGUUCUUGAAUUCUCGCUUCCUCAAAGGCUCUGUGGAUCAUGAUCUGCAGAAUACAAUCAGAGAUAAUCUCUAUCUACGAACAGUGCCCGUAACUACAAGAGAACCUCGAGAGGGUGAAGUUAAUGGUGUCGAUUAUACAUUCUUGACACUAGAACAGUUUCAGCAGCUUGUCGCCAGUGGAAGUCUACUCGAAAGUGGAAUUUAUGAAGGAAACCACUAUGGAACACCGAGACCUUCCAAGGAGCCGCAUGGUACUGCAUUGCAAAGUCAGAAUGAUGGCUCAAAUUUAAGUUUGCUGCCUGGAGCGCAUCCUAGCUCCGAGGGAAAACGUCGUCGAAAUCGGUCGAACGUGGAGGCCAUGGCUU